Durusdinium trenchii is the source of this 5934-nucleotide messenger RNA. NCBI's taxonomy places the organism in Eukaryota, Dinophyceae, Suessiales, Symbiodiniaceae. The record is from the annotation of a GenBank genome assembly.
AUGAUCGAUGUGCAUUCUCGACUGCACAAACGGCAGAAGGGAAGCAGCGCCAACACGGAUAGCACGGCAGAUGACCUCGUUGAGCAGGUUGCGGCAGACAUGAUGAAAGAAGCAUGGCUGUGGUGCUUUGACGAAUUCCAAGUGACCCAUAUCAGCGAUGCCAUCAUCAUGAAGCGCAUCUUCUCCGUCCUCUUCGAGCUGGGAGCCGUGGUGGUGGCAACUUCUAAUCGCCCGCCCAAAGACUUGUACUUAAAUGGACUGAACCGGCCACUCUUUUUGCCGUUCAUUCCAAUGCUCGAGUCCUUUUGCCACGUGCAUGACAUUGGGGCGGAAGUGGAUUAUCGAAUGUGUUCAUCUCGAGAUGAAGAGGAUGAUCGUGUCUACAUCACUCCCAACGGUUCCGAUGAGAUCAAGAUCUUGGAAGCAAAGUUUGCAAAGAUUUGUCAGGGCCACGUCCGCUUCGGCGUGCAAGUGGAGACACAGGGUCGAAGAAUUGCAGUCCCGAGGUGUGCAGAGAACUCAGAUGUGGCGUGGUUUACCUUUAAGGAUCUUUGUGACAAGCCAUUGGGAGCUGCAGAUUAUCUGGCCAUUGGCAGUGCCUUCCACACGAUUUUCAUUGCCGAUAUCCCACGACUUACAAUGCAGGAGCGCGAUCAAGUUCGGCGCUUCAUCACGUUGAUUGAUGCACUAUACGAAUCGCAUGCAAAAGUAGUUUGCACAGCAGCACUGGACCCAAUCUCAUUGUUCCAGGUGUCGGCGGAGGAGAAGAAGACCUCCAUCGCCGACGAGAUCUUCGCCUGGGACCGUACAGAGAUGCAAUCGGCCACCUAUCUUAGCCAUUCCUUCCGGUCCCUUAGUGCUGAACAAUUUCUCGGUCAAUACAAGCUGAAGUGCUUGUCGGACCAGGACUUCAAGGAUCUGUGGCGGCGCUAUGAUCAAGAUGACAACGGCUGCUUGGACAUGCAGGAGUUCCGAUACCUUUUGGAAGACCUCCUCGAACGUCAGUGCGGGCAUCGGAACGUCUCCGACGAGCUGCCUUGGCGAAGUAAGGACGACAUCCAUGUCCAUGGGGAGACGGUGACCUUCGAGGUGCCCUGGUUCUUCGAUUGCUCCAACAAUCCGGAGUGGAGCGCCUUCCGCGAGCUCUUCCAAGGCUUCCGCCGCCGCUUCAGUGCGCCGGAGCGAGCCGACCGCGACGAUGCGGCCAUGGUCACCGAGGUCCAACAGGUCCUCACUGAAGCCAACCAGCUGGGCCGGCGCUACGAGCCCAACUUUGUUCAAUAUGCCAGCGACUGGUCGGUGUUUCACAUCUGCAACCCGGAUCGUUUGUCCGAAGUUCCAGAGGUGGCAAAGAUGUUGAUUGAUUCCACAAAGGCGUACUCCUCGAGAAAUACGUUGUACGCUGACAAGCUUCAAAGCUGUUUCGAUAUAGUUCCGGUGUUGAAGGAAUCCAGCGCCAUGGGAAGUGCAGCCAGCACACAGCUGGCAUCAGCUACUGCCGAAGAUCUCCAGAAAAUCUAUCAGGAUUUACCCGAAGAGACUCGAAGCAAGUUGCUGUCAGCCAUGGCCACAGCGAAGACGUCCACUUGGACCGAAGCCUAUGGUGUUUUGGGAUGCUUUGCCAGCAAAGACCCUGCUACCACGAUGAAGCUUGUCCUGGCAGAUGCGGCGAUCCAGGUAAAGGAAGAGAAAGGAGCUCCUUGGUUUUCCGUGAUGGGCCAUCCAAAUACUCCUGAGUCUGACAAAGACAAGGCUUUUUGGGUGGCUGCCUUUCACAGCAAGGAGGCUUAUCAUCAGGAGCACACACAGCGCCCCAGCAACAAGGCCUUUGUCUCAGAGCUGAUGGCCACUUGCGCUACCGGCAAUCCCAUGGUGGACAUGAUGGGCACGUACCGGGGCUCCAUGUACUAUACGGAGAAAUCGGCAGCCCAGCUGGAAGGGACUGUGUAUGCAGUGGUGCGUACUUGGACUACCAAGGAUGCCAAAUCAGCAGAGAAGAUGCUUGAUAUGCUGAAGGCAGCGGAUGGAUUGAAGGAGAUGGAACUCCAUCCGGAUUUGCUGCAGAUCAUUCUGUUCCCCACCGUUGCAAUCGGUGGGGACGUCCCCGAGGGUGCUCCCAAAGAUGAUCGAAUGUUGAAGUCAGCUUUGCUCUUCAAGUCCUUGGAAGCCAUGGAGCAGUGGAAAAAGGGGGCUAUUGCGAAGGUAGAGCAGUGGAAGGAGAGCUCCGGUUGGUCGGUGACCAUGGUCGAGUUGGCCAAGUCGCUCAGCAAUGCCUUCAUGGCGAACUCCGAUUACAGGGUUUCCCGAGAUGCAGCGUUGCCGGCGCUGAGCGAGUUCUCCGGGGUUCCGCGUCGGCCGCCCGAGCACACCAGGCCGGGUACAGCUGAGACGGCUUCUUCCUCGGUGAUCAGCACUUGGGACCUAUCCUUCGUGCACUUCUUCUUCGCUGAGAACUGCACCGCGGACUCCCAGAUCGACAUCGACACAGGUCGAAAUGGCAAUGGUGCCGCCUUCUCACACCAGGGUGGCUCGUGGUGCGGCACCGACGAACGGCUGCUGCAGCUGAAUGCGCUGUUCACUGAUACUUUGCUGAAUUGCCACACUGGUGAUCACAAGGCACGACAUCAUUUCUUGCGAUCCGCGCAGGAGUACUAUGAGCUCUUUUUGCAACUCAUGGGGAAUGACGCUGAGUUGCGCUCUGCAGAUUUCUUCAUGUGUGGCGAACCGGUGCUCUUUUGUCGCCUCUUGAGCUACUUCGGGCAGCCCGUGAUUGGUUACAUUUCCACGCCCAUCUCGGUCUAUGUCGGAAAGCAUGAUCGAGCCGAGUGGUACCAGCAGUUCUAUGAGAUGACUCUAGAUGAUCGCCACAUCUUCGCCACCACCACGCCCAUCUUUGCGGAGUGGGUGGCGUACGCCACUGGAAUCGACCUGCCGGUCAUCCGGCCCAUUUGCAGCUACACUGAGGUGAGCUACUGGCCACGCCGCCAACGCGAGUUGCUGCUCUUGCGCAGCGUGAGCCUGUUUUGGGAUACGGAGUGUGUCCUGAACUACUUUGCCAAGCAGUUCGCAGGUGACGGGGAACCGCUCCGCUUCUUGGAGUCCACCGGGCUUUCGGAUGAGGAGAGACGAGGCUAUGGGAGUUUCGCUGAAUUCAAGGCAGCAGUGAUUUAUCCCUAUUCUCCGAGCCAGUUCUGGUUCUACGAGCUAUAUUCCAUGGCCGUGCCCCUCCUGAUGCCAACCAGAGAAUCCAUGCCACUCUACGUGAGCCAGGAUUACUCAGUGUGUCCAGACUUCGAGGGACAUCGCUUGGGCCAUGCGCCGCAUUUGGUGCAUCCCCACUCACCCUUUGAUACCGAUGACUGGGCGGCAAUGACGUACUGGGCAUCCUUCACAGAUUACCUCACUUUGCCACAUGUCCUCCACUUCUCUUCAGUGCCCGACCUCUUGAGAUGCAGCAUUUGGGCAUUGCGCAAACAUUCUGGAGUGAGGCAGGUCUUAGACGGUCAGACAGAUCCAUCCAAGGAAGUGCUGGGCGCACCCGUGGGGUCUCUCGCUGUACCUGGAAAUGACGAAGACCUCACCAAUGAAGAGCGUUGGAACAUCAUUUGGGCAGAUGCUGGAGUCGCCUUGGGCUUGUCACUGCUGGCCCUGAUCGCACAAGUCGUGGUGAUCACCUUUCUUCAGGGCAUCGCUGCGCUGGUGCAGUUUAUCCUGGGCAUCACGUGCGACAAGUGGGUACCCGAACGGGCAAAGCGCGAGGCGCGGAAGCACAGGACGCGGCUGGCGGGUUGCGGGUUGCAGAGCGGAUCGGGGGAUCUGAAUGGGAGCCUUUUGGAGAUGGAAGGAGCCCACGGAGGCUUUGCUGCUCCGCACAACCUGAUGAAGGACGAGUUGCGGGACCUCUCCACUCGGCAGCCCAGCGGUGAGCGACCGAGUGUUGGUGUCAGAGGAGACCAUCCUCACCAAUACCACUUCGACAUGGUGGCGGCGGCCCAGGCAGGCAGAGCGGGGGGCAUGGGUGGAAACGGUGACGAGGUGAAGCUGUGGACUCGAGAUUGCUGCAGCGAAAUCUAUGGUACCUUGGCGUCGGACGCGGUUUCGCACAGGUACACGGGUCGCCAGUUGUUUGUUCUCCUGGGCAACAGCUCCGAUGUACGUCAUGCGGCCGAGUGCGCAGCAUUGGAGGUGGUUAGCCGGCAGGGCGUGCUUGAUGACCAGCAGGUUUCGACCAUUUGCCUCGGGACUGGAGAGUAUCUCUUUGUGGAGGCAAGGCCCGGCCGGGCUGAAGCUGAAGAGGUCGCAAUUCUGAUGCUUCCAGAGACGGCCAUGAGCUCUGGCCUCCCCGCCUCGCUGGGCGAAGGGCGCCAGGAGGGCAGCGCUGCGCUCAGCGCGCUGGCCGAGUGUCGGAGGCAGCGAGAGCAACAAGAGCAGUUGCUGUUGAAGGCCCAAGAGGAGCUUCAAAAGGCCGCGCGCCUUGCCAAAGUGGCCAUUGAGCGUCGUGUGGGUGGACCGGAGCCAGCCGACGCGAGCCGUGUCGAGAAGCCACAAACAAACCCGGGGACGGCGUCAGAAACUCGGAGGCAGCCAAAACAUCCGUCUUCACGGAUUGCUGUGCGCCCCGCACUCCGACAAAGGCAACGGUCUGAUGGAGAGGCCGUGGAAGCACCAAGUGGGGUCAGCGCUUCGCUGCGGGCAGCGGCUGCAUUGUCACCUCAUCGAGGCUUUUAUCACACGAGCUCGCCACAAAGGCCGCUUCGCCGGGCUCAGACCACCAGCGCGCGCCUCGCCUGGGCCCCCGCCGCGGUGCCAAUGCCAGGUGAUGAGAAGCCGGAUGCUCCGCCGGAGGCGACGCCGGGUGGACCGGCGGCCGUGGACGCGUGCAAGUCUGCGGAAGCUACGGACCCCGGCGCUUCCGGGGACGCGGCAGACGGUGCAGCGGUCCCAUCCGCACCUUCUUGGAAGCGAUUGGCUCUCUUGCUCCGAGAAGAAAGGACGGUGACACAGUACGUCUCCAGACGCAAUGUGACCCUGUCUGAGUACGAGCAAGUUCAGCAGAGAUACGAAGGGCACAUGAACACACUCAAAGUGCUGUGUGAGACAGUGAGGGCGCCGGAGAAGGAGAAAAAGAUCAUUCACCGCGGAAGCCGCGGCCUGAACUUCCGGGAUCUCCAGGAAGAGAAGGACUUCCAAGACUUCCUGGAACUUCGUGAUCCUCUUUUGGGCAGCCGAGCUGGAGCCAGACCACGGAGCUGUUCCCCACGACAGGCCAGUCCACCACGGAGUCGCGUGCAGAGGUCUUCCACGGAGAAGAAGGCAGAGAAGAGCCGACACCUCAGUGAAGAGGCGCUGGUGGAAGAGAAAUCGGUUACUUUGCCUCUUCUUGGUGCUCGCAUGCUUUCGGCCGUGCCCAUGGCCCUGCUCUACCAGGACAACGACUUGGAACAUGUCAGAUCUCUCUUUUGCGCACAGGUGCCUGAAGCUCGAGUCUUGGAAAUCUUCCGUGUGGAGAACGCCACAUUGGCCGGCGUGUACUCCGCGGUACGAGAGGCCAUGGGGAGCGAUUGUGAGUUGGACCUUUGGCACGGCACGUCCAGCGAGUGUGUGCCGAACAUCGUACUGAAUGGCUUCAACCGGGCCUACUCUGGUAGGAGGCAUGGUACAAAGCUGGGCCAUGGUUCCUAUUUUUCCGCCUCUGCGGCAUACAGCACCCGCUUCUGUGACCGGAAGCGGCAGCGGCGCACGGUGUUCUUUGCCAAGGUUCUCGUGGGCGCCUGGGCCAAAGGCUCUCCGGACUUGGUGGAGCCGCCCGUGAAGGACGCAGAAGGCCUGAUCCGCUAUGACAGCACCGUGGACGACCUCCUUUGCCCCGUGAACUUCUGCAUCUUCCGAGACUUCCAGGCGAUGCCCACGUACCUCUUGGAGUUCACCAUCUGA